Molecule: messenger RNA, 1644 nt
Organism: Opisthorchis viverrini
Lineage: Eukaryota; Metazoa; Platyhelminthes; Trematoda; Opisthorchiida; Opisthorchiidae
Exons: 2
Coding region: 1-1644 (547 amino acids)
Biological process (GO): protein homooligomerization
Source: RefSeq, a predicted model, not a curated record
AUGACGGAUGACAUGGGCGACAAUAUGGAUACUUUCUCAUCUAACUCCAGCCAGCAGAUCUACCCCACAAGUGAACAACAACCAGUCCCCUCAGCCACAGCUUCCCACUCACUUUUGCACAUGUAUCCUCUUCUCGGUUCCCCAACUCUCAGCCACUUUCUCCCAAAACUCUUCGAUCCGCUUUUGCUUGGCACUUGUCUUACCUCAUUUCCUGAAACCACGCAUACUACUGAAUUCGGCGAAAGUGGAAAAUCACCCUCAGAUGCACUGACUGAGUUCGCCCAGUGUCUUUCGCAGCUCUAUAUUUUAUCGGAGAAAUCGCGCUUGGAAAGCACUGAGUCAAAUGCGCCGGAGCAUAGCGACACCCUAUCAAUAUCAUAUAAAGAUGAUUCACAAAAGUUCCAUGGUUCGACAGUAUCAAAUCAAAAUCAGGAUUCGAAGUGUCAAACUCAGUUUGGCUGUGCGGAAAGCAGGCAGCACCCAACAAGUGAUGAGUAUCCGCAAGUUAAUAGAAUCCGAAAGGCCUCAACGUCACAUUUGACUAUUGAAGCUGCGAUAACGGGAAUGAAGACACCCAUUAGCCCAUCUCAUGCGCCGAAGGUUUCAACGGAAAACAAAGCCCAUGGUCACUGGUCAAGCAUACCGGACCAAAACCCUGGGAAAGAGACGCAGCUGGCUAGCGGAACGAAGGCAGCUCAAGGCUUAGAAAGAUCUCCUCGACUCUGGACUAGUCUUGGCGUUCCACAACCAGCUACUCCUACACGCUACACAGCACCCGUGCACGUGGACGUGGGAGGAACAUUGUACACUUCUUCGCUAGAAACUCUCACAAAAUAUCCUCACUCGCGUUUGGGUCGCAUGUUCAAUGGUUCUAUUCCAAUAGUAUUGGAUACGAUGAAACAGCACUAUUUUAUUGAUCGCGAUGGAGCAUUAUUUCGUCAUGUUCUGAACUUCCUGAGGACCGGCCUACUUAACCUCGACGAUGGAUUCGUGGAGUUUGACCAGUUGGUUGAAGAGGCUAAGCAUUACGAACUACAAGAAAUGUUGGUUGCCCUACAGAAAAUUUCAGAAAGACGGACUGUCAGCCAGAAUCGGAAGCGGACAAUGCUUCUUGAGGCGAAUGUAAAAAAUAAUGGUCCCCUUGAGAAGCGGCGACAAGUUUUGGAAGAUAGAAGACUAAGUAAAGAAUACGUCGAUCGGUCCACUCCGCAGUGCUCUUUAAAGAACGGGCUAGUUUUUGGCACUCUCCAGAAGAAUUUAGUCGAUUCCAAUGGGUUGAAAAAACCUGGUGGAUGUCUUUGGUUAGAGACGGACCAAUGUCCUCCAUUCAGUGGUUUCCUUCAGCUUUCAAAUUUGGAGGACCCUCAAAAUGCUUUGAGAAUUCUUAGACAGCUGCAGCAGUUUAUCUCAAAUUCAUGUCAGUGCAGAGAAGGCAACUCAGACAAGCAUAUAGACUCCGAAAAUGAAAACUGCAUCCGAUGGCAUUACCUGCGACGUCAGCAGUUACUUCAGCUUUGGAAUAUGUUACUCUCCAAAGGUUACCGAACUGUGGCCACACAUGUGUUGGAAAGAGAAGGAAAGAAGCUCUUUGCCUAUCUGUUGGCACGAUCAACUGAAGAGUCUGACAGACCGGAAUCCAUUUGA